AUGGCCAAGGACGGAUUUCUCACUGCCAAAGCUGUUGCUAACCGCAUCAAAUCAAAAGGACUUCAGAAAUUACGGUGGUACUGCCAGAUUUGCGAAAAGCAAUGCCGAGAUGAGAACGGAUUCAAGUGUCACUGUGCAUCCGAGUCGCAUCAGCGCAAGAUCUUGCUCGUUGCCGAAUCACCCGAGAAAUACGUUAACGACUACUCUGGAGAGUUCCAAAAAGAUUUUUUAAAGCUGCUUUCCACAAGAUACGGCACACGUCGAGUGCACGCCAAUCUUGUCUACCAAGAAUUCAUCUCGGACAGAACUCAUCUCCACAUGAACGCGACCAAAUGGGCGUCCCUAUCUGAAUUCGCCAUGCAUCUCGGAAAGGAAGGCCUGGCGACUGUGGACGAGACUCCUAAGGGUUGGUUUAUACAAUGGGUCGACAAUUCGCCAAAGAAUCUUGCAAGACAGGAAGCUAUCGCCAAGAAGGAGCGCAUGGAGAUGGAUGACGAGCAGCGGGAACAGAAGUUGAUUCAACAGCAGAUCGAAAGGGCGGCGGCACUUAGGCAGCAGCAACAGGCAGAAGACGGAGGCGAGACUGCAAAGGAAUUGGUUAGAGAGAAUGAUGAGGAGAAGAUUAAGCUGGAUAUUGCGAUCAAGCCAGCUGUUGGGCUCGGUGGUGGACUGAGACUGGGAGCAGGGGCAGGACUGUUGAAACCAAAGAGUUUGAAUGCGUUGGCGACCAAGAAGCCGAAUCCGUUUUCGUCAAAGAGUUCGUCAUCUGCAGCAUCCACAGCAGUGACACCAUCAUCAACAACGACAUUGGCUACACCAACACCUGCUCCAGCUAGUGUCCCUAUUACCUCAGCACCGAAGAAGCGGUCUGCGGUAGAAGAGAUUAUUGAGCAAGAAAUGGCAAGGAAGAAACGACUGGCGGAGCGGAGCAGUGAAAGCGGCCAUGACCACAGAUCGAGUCGAGACUUCAAGGACGAUCGAGAUCACAGAUUGAGCCGUGAUAGCCGAGAUGACAGGGACAGGGACAGGGACAGAGACAGGGACCACAGGGCAAGUCGCGACAGUCGGGAUGACAGAGAUGAUCGCGACUACAGAUCGAGCAGGGAUAGUCGGGAUGACAGAGAUCGUGACUACAGGUCAAGUCGAGACAGCCGGGAUCGAGACAGUUAUCGAGACCGAGACCGAGACCGUGAGCGAGAACGGGAUAGGGAUAGAUAUUGA
Gamsiella multidivaricata is the source of this 1221-nucleotide messenger RNA. Its product is annotated as domain of Kin17 curved DNA-binding protein-domain-containing protein. The record is from RefSeq and is a predicted model, not a curated record. NCBI's taxonomy places the organism in Eukaryota, Fungi, Mortierellomycota, Mortierellomycetes, Mortierellales, Mortierellaceae. Bases 1 to 1221 code for a protein of 406 amino acids. The transcript is spliced from 4 exons. Gene Ontology annotation, biological process: DNA damage response; DNA replication. Gene Ontology annotation, cellular component: nucleus. Gene Ontology annotation, molecular function: double-stranded DNA binding.